UAUAAACAUCGUAUAAAAACAUCCACGAUGGAGGAGGAAAAAAAAGAGGAGACAGACAGCCAAAAGGAGGAAGAGAAACCGCCCGAGGAAGAGAAGUUACCAGAAGAAAAAAAGAAACCAGCUGAUAAAGACAAAGCGGUUGAUAAGAGCAAACCAGUUGAGAAAGGCAAAAAAGCUGCCGAUGAGAAAACAGUCGAGGAGGAGGUCAUGUUUAAAAGUAUGGAUGAUAAUUUAUCAGAAAAAGAUGAAAAUGACGAGGAUCUCUUCUGGCAAAGUAAAGUAGACAAAAUGGCUUUUGAUGACAGCACAUUUAAUACAAUGGAACAAGAAUUUCAAGCAGUCCUUCAGGAGUUGGCAUCCAACAAAACUCUUGAUAAAUUCAGAGGCGAAUAUGAUAAAUUACAUCAAGCCUUGAAGAAAUCUCAUGAAAACGAGAAAAGGUUAAUGUUGAAAUGUCGGGAGUUAAAUGCUGAGAUGAUAGCUCAAGGGGCCAAAGUAUCCCAUCUGAUGAUUUUGUCCGAAGAAGACCAAACAAACAUUGCUUCCCUUAAGAAGGAAGUGGAAAAGGCAUGGAAACUCGUCGAUCAAAACCAAGAGAAGGAACUCACCUACAAAGAAACCAUUGAUGGCCUGAAGAACGAGAUUGAGAAUAUAUCUUCGACAUUAGAUCGAGGAUCUGCAUUGGACGUUAACGAAGAACAAAAAAUGCAAGAAAUAUUCAGACUUAAAGAAGCUCAUGAAAUUGAACGAGAGGAACUGGUUUACCAAAUUUCUAACUUGCAGAGUGAGUUGUCAGAUGUUUCUGAAACCAGGAAGAUACUCGAAGAGAGAAUUGUUGAAACUGAAGAAAAAAUUACUGAACUAACGCAUGACAUUCAGGUGAAAAUCUCUGAAUCCCAGCGAGAAACACGUAAGAAGGACAAACUAGAAAGAGAAAUGAAACUAACGAAGGAGGAUUUGGAAACGGUAACGAAUGAGCUGAAACGUAUUCAAUACCUGAAAGAUAAAUACAAAGAAGAAAUCACAGAGAAAGAGAACAGCCUGGAAGAAAUGAAAGUUCACUUGGAAAGAAAUGUUCGGGAUAACAAAGUGCUUGAAACGAAGCUGCACAAGCUGGAUUCUGACUUCAAGAAUCAACUGGAAGUGGGCGAACAGCUGAACCAAGAACUUGUCUUUAAAAACCAGGAACUGAAGCAAAAAGAAGAUGAAGUAGCAAUCUUGAAACGAGAAUGCGAACGGCUGAACAAAAACAAAGACACCAUCAGCAGGAAAUUAAAAGCUCUGGAAGACACCAAAGUCGAAGGGGAGAAAGAAAAGGAGAUGCUGAAGUCCCAGAUCAAUGUUCUGGAGAAAGCCAUUGAAACAAGUAAAAAGAAUUCCGAGAAAGAAAAGAAGGAUCUGGAAGCAUUAACAAAAAACAGAGAUUUAAUAAACAAGGAUCUACGGAAAGCAAUCAGUUUGAAAGAAGAGCACGUCAAUCAGGUGAAAGCCUUGGAACAGAACAAGAAAAACCUUGAGCAAGAGAUAAGCAACCAUAAAGACGAGGCUCAGAAGCAAAGGAAGUUGAUUUAUCAGCUGGAGAAAGAAAGAGACAGAUAUAUCAAUGAAGCGAGUGACCUCACGCAUAAGGUUCUUCAAUUAAUGGAAGAAGUGAAAAUGAGGGAAAUGCAAAUAUUCGAUUUCAAGAAGAAAAUAGCCGAAGCCGAAACAAAGCUGAAACAACAACAAAACCUUUACGAAGCUGUGAGAAGUGACCGGAAUCUUUAUAGUAAACAUUUGAUUGAAUGUCAGGAUGAAAUUACAGAAAAGAAACGCAAACUGAAGAUUAUGAAUCAUCAAAUUGAUCAACUUAAAGAGGAAAUUCAAUCAAAGGAAACAGCACUUGUUCAAGAGCAGACAGCUCGAGCCAGAGUGGAGAAAGAAAAAAGCGCUUUGAAAAUUGAGCUCCAAAAUAUGAAGAUCAAAGCAAAUGAAACUGAGGCAUACAUCAACACUCAGGAGUCUGAAAAAAUAAAACUAAAGAAGAUUAUCAGAGAUGCAGAUGUUGAACGAUGCCGUCAGAAGAAGGAGUUAGAUCAGGUGAUAAGUGAACGAGAUAUUCUCGGAACUCAGCUGGUUCGGCGAAAUGAUGAAUUAGCAUUGUUGUUUGAGAAAAUUAAAAUCCAGCAGUCAACGCUGAGCAAAGGUGAGGUUCAAUACGAUCAACGUCUGGAAGAUAUACGGGUUUUGAAACUGGAAAUAAAGAAACUGAGAAGAGAGAAAAUCAUUCUUGAAAAAUCUGUGGCCAAUGUCAAUGAUCUCAGACAAGAAGUAUACGACACACAGAAGGAACUUCUACGGGAACGGACUCGUUGUAAAGCUCUUGAAGAAGAACUUGAGAAUCCUCUGAAUAUUCAUCGAUGGCGGAAACUUGAGAGCAGUGACCCAACUAUGUAUAAAAUGAUCCAACGAACACACACCCUGCAGAAACGGUUAAUCAAAAAGACUGAAGAAGUGGUCGAGAAGGAACUGUUAAUCCAAGAAAAAGAGAAGCUUUAUAUUGAGCUGAAACAUAUCUUAGCUCGACAGCCGGGGCCAGAAGUAGCUGAACAGCUUUCUAUCUAUCAACAAACUUUUAAAAGCAAGGUCAAACAAAUGAAGGUGAUGGCCUCUGAACUAACGAUGUACGAAUCCCAGGCAAGUGAAGAUAAAUAUGAGAAAGAAAGGCUUGCAAGGGAGCUGCAGGAAGUGAAGAAGAAAUAUUUCCUUCAGAAAAAGAAAGAGGAACAACAAAAGGAACGGGAACACACAUUGGCUCAGAGUGGUCUACCUUCGAUCUAUCCUCACAAACAAACCGGAAGUCGAUAUACUGGGGGAGGAUUUAAUCUGAGGCCACCAGAUAAGACUGCGGCUUAAACACAACUAAACACUGUGUACAGUUGUUUUUAUUUUUGUGUGGCUGCUGUGAUGAAAGUUAUGUCCCUUUGUUUAUAUGUAUUUGUGUAUGCAUGUGUGAGUGCACGACAAUGUCUGUGCGUCCAUGUGACAUCCUCUGUUGUUGAGGUUCCUAGCUGAGCCGGUAUCUCGAAUUCCCUUGAACAAGUCCAGUCUAAACGGUAAUUGACCCUUUAAGUAAAUCAAUGACGAAACCUAAAGGUCGAACUAGAAAAUACAACGAAAAUAAGUUAUUUCCACGUUGAACUUAUAUUAAUUUCUAACAUAAUCACAGAAGUCAUUUAAAAGAGAAGAAAAAAUGUCGGUUAUAUCAACUUCCGUACUUGCCAUAGAGGCUGACAGAUUACCAGAAUAGCCAGAAGAUUGGAUGCCUGACAGUAUUUGUUGUGGCUCUUUAUGUUCUGAGUUCAAAUUCUUUCCAGGUGUACUCUGUCUUUCAUCUUUCAUAUGUCUAUGAAAUAGAGUACCCGUCAAGUACCAGUGUCGACACAAUCAACUAUUUUCUCUCUCCAAAUUUCUAGCCUUUUGCUCAUGUAAGGAAUUUGUAAUGGCAAAAUUAAUAAAACGCUGGGCAAAAUGCCUGGUAGUUUUUAUCAAUGUCCCUUUAUAUUGUAAUUUGAAGCCCCUCUUGUAUUGAUUUCUGUUCUCAUCGUUCCGGUGUCGCUAAAAUAAGCACAAAUCAAACAAUAGCUGUGUUGCUAUAACGAAUUGUAUUCCUUCCUUUAAAGGCAAACAAGCUGGCAGAAACAUUAGCAUCUCAGACAAAAUGCUUAGUGACAUUUCUUUCAGCUCUUUAUGUUCUAAGUUCAGAUCCCAUCGAGCUCAACUUUGCCUUUAAUUCUUUCGGGGUCGAUGUCAAAUACUGGGGUCAAUGCAAUCGAUUUGCCCCCUCCCCUCAAAAACUGCUGGCCUGGAGAUCAGUUAGAGACUCCACAAACUGAGGAUCGUACCGUCACGUGUGUGUGUGUGUUUGUGUGUUUGUGUGUGGUUUGUGUGUUGUGUGUGUGUGUGUGUAUGAUGUGCUUAUACGUUUAUCUACUUCUGUAAGUGUGAGAAUAAAGCAAAACCUGUGAGAUAA
This is a messenger RNA of Octopus sinensis (East Asian common octopus), 4012 nucleotides long. Its product is annotated as cilia- and flagella-associated protein 58-like. NCBI's taxonomy places the organism in Eukaryota, Metazoa, Mollusca, Cephalopoda, Octopoda, Octopodidae. Gene Ontology annotation, cellular component: cytoskeleton. Bases 28 to 2895 code for a protein of 955 amino acids. Gene Ontology annotation, molecular function: calcium ion binding. The transcript has 18 exons. The record is from RefSeq and is a predicted model, not a curated record.